Messenger RNA from Tachyglossus aculeatus (Australian echidna), 13460 nucleotides. RefSeq names its product A-kinase anchoring protein 13 (gene AKAP13). Gene Ontology annotation, cellular component: actin cytoskeleton; membrane. Bases 22 to 8550 code for a protein of 2842 amino acids. Gene Ontology annotation, biological process: positive regulation of canonical NF-kappaB signal transduction; regulation of Rho protein signal transduction; adrenergic receptor signaling pathway. The transcript has 37 exons. Gene Ontology annotation, molecular function: guanyl-nucleotide exchange factor activity; MAP kinase scaffold activity. Lineage: Eukaryota; Metazoa; Chordata; Mammalia; Monotremata; Tachyglossidae. The record is from RefSeq and is a predicted model, not a curated record.
UCUGUUUCAGUGUUCUGGGUCAUGAAACUUAAUCCACAACAAGCUCCAUUAUAUGGUGACUGUGUGGUUACAGUGUUGCUGGCGGAAGAGGACAAAGUUGAAGAUGAUGUAGUUUUCUACUUAGUGUUUUCUGGCUCCUCUCUCCACCAUUACACAAGCACUCGCAAAGUUAACCCUGACACGUUGGAGACCAUAGCUCCUGGACACGACUGCUGUGAAACCGUGAAGGUGCUGCUGUGUGCUUCCAAAGAGGGGCUCCCUGUGUUCGUCGUGGCCGAGGAAGACUUCCGCUUCAUCCAGGAUGAGGUGUACGACGCGGCCCAGUUCUUGGCCACCAGCGCCGGGAACCAGCAGGCGCUGAACUUCACCAGGUUCCUGGACCGGUCAGGACCCCCCACGGGAGAUGUCAAUUCUCUGGAUGAGAAGGUGGCCCUAGCGUUCCGCCAUCUGAAACUGCCGGCCGAGUGGAAUGUCCUGGGCACUGAUCAGACUCUGAAUGAGGGUGGGCCGCGAGAGACGUUGAUGCACUUUGCAGUGAGGUUGGGACUGCUGAGGUUGACGUGGUUUCUGCUGCAGAAGCCAGGUGGAAGGGGUGCAUUGAACAUCCACAACGAGGAAGGGGCCACACCUGCCAGCCUGGCCUUAGAGCGGGGCUAUCAGAAGCUGCAUCAACUCCUGACCCAAGAGAAUGCAGAGGAACCCGACUCCUGGAGCAGUCUAUCCUAUGAAAUUCCCUACGGAGACUGCUCCGUGAGGCACCACCGGGAGCUGGACGUCUACACGUUGACCUCCGAGUCAGAAUCCGAUGACGAAUCUCUGUUCUCCAGAGAUAGUCGGACUGGACACAUUUUCAAACUUAUGAGCAUCCAACAUCAGCUAAUGCAGUCAAUUCAGAGUUCAGAACCUGCUGUCAAGCCAACAGAUGAUCUGGCCUCGUCAUCAGUGAUAGCACAAGACCCUCCCAAUGCAGCGGAAGAGGACGAACCUGGGCAUCCCUUCUCCUCUGCCCUUCUAAAACUCCCACAGUCCUCUCCUCCAGCUGGAGACAUGGCCUGCCCCGGGCGUCCCGGGAGCGAGGUGGGGCAGGCUGCCGGGUCCGAAGAUUCAGCCAGUCUGGUGGGUCCAAACCCACAGAGACCCUCAGCCACCCCUGAAGACGCAAAGGUGGAGAGGGUUGAGGGCGAGCCGGAGGCAUCCAGCCCAGGAUCAGACGAAGGUGGCCCUGGACAGAGGCCACCCUCCCGGACGCCUGGUGAGGAGAGCCGCACCCAACUUGGAAUUACAAAUGAGGAAACGGGAAUCUCGCCUCCCAUUAUCACUUUGCCACAGCGUUGCUUAAGCCAGGGAGAUCCUGCUGCCCAAGAGAAGAACAGCACUGAACCCACAAACUCUGUUCCCAUUGUGGCAGAUCUCACAGCCCCUGUGCUUCCAUUCCCUGAGACAGCGGGCGAGAGGGAGGGGAAGGACCCCGCCAGCCCUCCGGCCACUGGGGCUGAGAGGGAGUCUGAGGAGAGCAUAGCCCAGGGCCUUAGAACCUCGGACGACAGCUCAGGGGAAAACCCUAGGCUGGAGAUGGAAACUGAACCCCUGGAGGCAAACCGCACCCCAAACAGGGCCCCUGCUCUGAGUCCUCUGGGCAGCAAGAUGCCUGAGGAGGAUCCAGCCAAGCGAGAGCUGGAGGAAACUGCCGUUCGAGGAACUGGAACCGGAACUGAAACCCCAAGGGGAAGAGGCCCCAGGAGUCAUGUUUCGGGAACAGAGGAGGUGGAGAAGAAAGAGAAGGAGGAGGAGAAAGAGGGGACAGUUGGUCAGUGUCCUGGGGUUGGCUCUGCUCCUGCGAAGAACGAUACACUGACUGGGUUCCAAAGGGCCUCCCGCUCAGUCGGUCAAGUUGAGAGUGACUCACCCACUGCCCAGGAGCUGGCCAUUCCAGGAAAGUUGGCCCCGAGCCAGCAGGAGAUAGCCCUCCCGAUUGCAGCAGGAGAAAAUGAUCAGUCAGUGGCAUCAACCAUCCGCUCCAUAAUUGAGGAUGACAUCCUGGGGAUGAUUUCUUUCUGCCUGCAGGGUACCACGCCCCCUCCUGGAGAGAAGGCAGGAGAGCCCAGUGGAAGCACGGCCUCGGGACCUGAGGACUCCUCGGAACCUCAGGAGAGUUCCCAGAGUUCCCCCGCUCCGAAGGGGAACUUAGGCCCUGAGACUCACAGGGGAGCCCCUGACCCGGGUGGAGAUCCCCAGGAAGGGGCUGACUGCUUCUCUAGCGGAUUUCUUCUCAAAGACCCUGUGGAAGGGGCCACUCUCUCGGCAGGCCCAGACCAGGUAGCUUUGCCUUCCGAACCCACCCUCCCUGAAACUGGAGAGGAGCCGGCCCCCAGUGGGAUGGAAGCGUUGGAGGGCCCCUCCCCUCAGGAUCCAGGAGAAGUGUUGGCCGGCUCUUCUGGGACUAAAGCCAACGCGCUCCUUUUUGGAGAUUCACAAGCGGGCACGGGGUGCAGCCAGGGCGGUCCUGCCCAGCUGACGGAGGAACCCGACAAAGUGCCCGAGCCGGGCCACCCUACAGACCGGCCUGGCUGUCUUUCUCCUCCUCCUCCUCCUCAGCCUGAGCCUGGCCCAGCCAACCUCAUCACUGCAGGUGUCCUUGGGGACAGGAGAGGCCUCUGCCCUCCGCCUAGCCCGGAAGCUGCCUGUGACCUGCCAUUGGCUGGGUUGGAACCCGACGCUCCUUCCAUGAGCAAUGGGGAGACCAGCUUGCCCCCCGAGUGGGCUCCGUCUGGGGUGGGGAAUGAACCGGUGACAUCGGAGAACAUUUGGGCUCAGGGAGGAGGUCGAGAAGUGAGAGGGGUCGACAGUCCCAUAAUGAAAGACAUUGCGCUCGGUCUAGCUCCCCAGCCCGCCGAGGGGGAGACGCCACCUCCCAGACAGGAGGCGGCAGAACCCAGCCACCAACCUGCUUCGGCCUCUGCUGCUGAAAGCAAAACACCUCUGGGGACCGAGUCUGUAGGCACACCCUCUGCCUUCCCUGCAGUAGAACUUAAACAAAACAAGGAAGUAGCCGCUAAUGUUUCAGGAGUGGCAGAUGAGAGCUCAACUACCCAGGGCCAGGUGGCCUUAGAAACAGCUUUGCCUGCUGACAGGCAGAUGCACCUGGGCUCCGUGGCAGGUGAGUCAGGGCUACUGGUUGCAGUCCACCAAGCAGAAACCAGCCCGGCAGUGGCUGGGCACAAGGCCCUGGAUGAUGAAAGGGCUCCUGCCAUGGAGGCUGCAGUAGGGGACGGCGGAUUGGAAGGGGAGCCUCCUGCUUGGGCUGGGAGCGGUUGCAAAACCACAGAUGUCCGAGGAGGAACGGAAGUGACGCCGUUGGUUCUCGAAGGGGAGGAAAGGCAUGACGGCCUGGAAGACGCCCCCAAGCUGGAUGCCUUGGAAGAGCGAAAGGUCGGUGUCGAUCCAGGGCAGCCAGGACCAGUGUCCUACGGUGGCUCCCUUGUGUUAACACAAGCCACGAUUCCAGCCCCGGUGAAUGUUUGCUGUGAGGAGAAGUGUUUGGGGGAGACAGAAGAAGCCUUCCCAGUUAAGGAGGCAGAUGGGGAGGCCACGACGCCUCGGGUAUCGCUUCAACCCAUUGCCGAAGAGCCACCCUGCAAUGGUGACUGCACUGGGGACCCCGGGGCCAGGCAAGGCGAGAGUCCACCGGGAGUGAGAGAAGCUGAGGAGGUCAUGCCACCAGCCAUCGCAGAUGGGGCAUCACUGGGGGAAAAGAGCCUCCCAGAACCCCCGCAGCUCCCCUCGAGCCAAUCCGCUGAGGGGACCGGGCCCGUGGGGGAGAUGGCAGCCCAGACCGUGUUGGAGGCUGUGGCAAGCCGCUUGGUGGAAGCUGUCAUUGAGGGAGCUAAAACUGCAGAUGCCCUGCUAUCUGCUGUGCUGGAACGCGGGAGCCCCACUUUGUCCGAACCCGGCUCGGGGACAGACAAGGCCAAGAUGACUUCCACUGCUGCUGAGGAGAUGGUGAAUUCUCCCCAGCCCCGGGAGGCCCAGGGAACAGAGCAAGUUCUUAAUGGAGUCACGGCCGCAAGCUUGGAAGUAAAUCCGACCGUGAAGGAGGAUGAGGGCAAAGAUAGCCCCGGGGUCCAGGGACCUGAGACUGCUGCAGACAUGCCGGAUAUGAAAGCUGAGGAUGAAGUGGAUUUUCAGAAUAAUUCCAGGGAGAGCUCCGUUUCUGAAGAGACAGAGAUAGGGAACGUGGCAAAACAUAAGAUGAAACGAGGGAUGGAAGCUCAGAAGGUAAGCAGCAUUGAUAAGCCUGAGAUCAAUCAAGAAAGUUGGUGUCGGAUAGAGCCCAGCCCUACCACACCUGUUUUGGCCAUCACAAAAGCACCAGGUUGCAUAAGGUGCUUAAAAGAUGGCCCAGGAGAGGGUUAUAUUCCAUCACCGGGGAGUAAUGCUGAACUCUCGAGACCCCUCAGUGGACUGGACAAUGAUUUGACAAAGUCUCCAGAGGAACAGGUGACUUGCAGGUUGCUGAUGGAGGAUCCGGUUGCCGUAAAGGAACCACCAUCCUUAGGGGUCAGUAUCCCCGAGGUCCAAGACCUCAGCGAUCAGCAGAGUCCUGGCAGGACAAAUGACCACGACGACGGAGCUGAGGGAAAGGACACUGAAACCAUGGGCUCAGGGGAGACUGGCGAGGAAAUGGACAGUUUAACUGAUGUCUCUGAGAACUGCUCCAACCUAAGAAACUCUCUGCGCUCUCUUUCACCAUUUCGGAGACAUAGCUGGGGACCAGGGAAAAACUCUGCCAGUGAUGCGGAAAUGAAUUCCCGGAGUUCAGUACGAGUUCUUGGGGAUGUUUUAAGGAGACCUCCCAUUCAUAGAAGAAGUAUGAGCUGGUGUCCCUCAGGCGUACAAUACCCGACUGUCCUGGGUGCUGACUUUAAUUGUAGAAGUUUCAGCUUGGAAGGCCUGGCCGGUGGCGUUGACAGCAACAAGUCGUCUUCAGCUUUGGAGGCCACCUCCACAAGCCCCAAGCAGCAGAGGUGCAGCCCUCUCAGUAGUGAGGAGCGAACCAGCUCUUUGGUCUCUCUCACCGAAGAGGACUUAGAUUCGAACCAGCAGCAGCACAGGAUGUUUGAACGUCAGCCACGCCAGAGAUCCAAGCAACCGGGCUUCGGUUACUGCACAUCAGCUAUUUCUUCUCCACUGACAAAAUCCAUAUCGUUAAUGACAAUCAGCCAUCCUGGAUUGGACAAUUCACGGCCUUUCCACAACACCAGUGCCAAUUUGACAGAAAGCAUCUCUGAAGAGACCUAUAAUUUCCCACCACACAGCCCUUCCAAGAAAGAUUUUGAAGGGAAAAGUGGAACGAAAGUCAGUCGCACCUUCAGCUACAUCAAGAAUAAAAUGUCCAGUGGCAAGAAGAGCAAAGAAAAGGAGAAGGAGAAAGACAAGACUAAGGAGAAAGACAAGGAUACCAAAGAGAAAGAGAAGGACAAGAAGACCCUGAAUGGGCAUUCAUUCAGCUCCAUGCCAGUCGUUGGACCAAUCAACUGCUACCAGUGUGCAAAACCCUUCACAAACAAAGACUCAUACACGUGUGCAAAUUGCAGUGUCUUUGUCCACAGGGGGUGCCGAGAGAGCCUGGCUUCCUGUGCCAAGGUCAAAAUGAAGCAACCAAAGGGGAAUCUUCAGGCCCAUGAUACCUCGUCAUUGCCCACAGUGAUCAUGAGAAACAAACCCUCCCAGCCCAAGGAGCGGCCUCGGUCUGCAAUCCUCGUGCCUGACGAGACCACCAUGGUUCCUCUAUUCAACAGCAGGCGAUCGCAGCAGAGCUCAGCUCUUUCCAAGAGCAUCUCCAUCCAGAAUAUUGCCGGAGUUGGCAAUGAUGAGAGCAUGUCCACUACCUGGAAAUUCCUGUCUCACUCCACAGACUCCUUAAAUAAAAUCAGCAAGGUUAAUGAAUCCACAGAAUCACUCACUGAUGAAGGAACAGACAUGAAUGAAGGACAGCUUAUGGGGGAUUUUGAGAUGGAAUCAAAGCAGCUGGAAGCAGAGUCUUGGAGCCAGGUUGUAGACACCAAGUUUCUCAACCAACAGCACAAGGAUAUGGUGAAAAGGCAAGAAGUGAUUUACGAGCUGCUGCAGACUGAACUGCAUCACAUCCGCACUUUGAAGAUCAUGAGUGACGUAUACAGCCGUGGUAUGAUGACGGACCUGCUAUUCGAACAGCAGAUGGUGGAAAAACUUUUCCCCUGCCUGGACGAACUGCUCAAGAUCCACAGUCAGUUCUUUCAGAGGAUCCUGGAGAGAAAGAAAGAGUCCCUGGUGGACCGAAGCGAGAAGAACUUCCUCAUCACACGGAUAGGGGAUGUGCUCGUGCAUCAGUUUUCGGGGGAGAACGCCGAGCGCCUGAAGAAAACGUACGGCAAGUUUUGCGGGCAGCACAACCAGUCCGUGAAUUAUUUCAAAGACCUGCACAACAAGGACAAGCGCUUUCAGGCCUUUGUCAAGAAAAAGAUGAGCACGGCUAUAGUGAGGAGGCUCGGCAUUCCAGAAUGCAUAUUACUUGUCACUCAAAGGAUCACUAAAUACCCUGUGUUAUUCCAAAGAAUUCUGCAGUAUACCAGCCAAAACGACGCGGAAGGGCGAGACCUGACCCAAGCUCUGGCCUUGGUGAAAGAUGUCAUCGGGGCAGUCGACAGCAAAGUCGCCAACUAUGAGAAGAAGUUGAGGCUGAAUGAGAUCUACCUGAAGACUGACAGUAAAUCCAUCAUGCGAAUGAAAACUGGGCAGAUGUUUGCAAAGGAAGAUUUGAAAAGGAAGAAACUGGUGAGGGAUGGAACUUUGUCCCUGAAGAAUUCCUCGGGAAGAUUAAAAGAAGUACAGGCAGUUCUGCUAACAGAUCUACUGGUGUUCCUGCAAGAGAAAGACCAAAAAUACGUUUUUGCUUCACUGGAUCAGAAAGCCACCGUGAUUUCCCUAAAGAAAUUGAUUGUGCGGGAAGUGGCCCAUGAAGAAAAGGCCCUGUUUCUAAUCAGCAUGGGGAUGAAGGACCCUGAAAUGGUGGAAGUCCACGCAAGCUCUAAAGAAGAACGGAAUGGCUGGAUCCGGGUCGUCCAGGACACCAUUAAUGCUGUGAACAGUGAUGAAGAUGAAGGCAUCCCAAGUGAAAGUGAAGAAGAGAAGAAGAUUUUGGACCCCAGAACCAGAGAAUUAAAAGACCAAAUUCAACAAAAAGAUCAACAAAUCCUAAAUCUUUUGGAGGAGAAGAAGAUGAUUUUCCGGGAUCUGACAGACUGCAGUGCCCAUUUGUCUGAUGAUGCCUCCCCGACGCCCGACUCCCGGGUGCUGUUCAGAGCCAGCACGAAAGAGGCCCCCAAAGGAGCCCCUAUCAUCAAAAGCGCCAUGAAUGAAGUUCAAGUCCUACAAGAUUUGGUGAAAGGCAACCUGGGGAAUGUACUUGGGCAGCCUGUCAACAAUCUCAGCGAACAAGAAGGAGUCGGUCCCAUUUCUUUGCCCAGAAGAGCAGAAACCUUUGGAGGGUUUGACAGCCACCAGAUGAAUGCAUCAAAAGGUGGUGAGAAGGAAGAAGGAGAUGAAUGCCAGGAUCUUCGAAGAACAGAGUCUGACAGCGGACUGAAGAAGGGUGGAAAUUCCAACCUGGUGUUUGUGAUGAAGAGAAACAGUGAGCGGGUUAUCCAAAGCAUCGUUCAUCUCCAUGAACUUCUCAACACUCUGCAGGGAGUGGUGCUGCAGCAGGACAGCUACAUCGAGGACCAAAAGCUGAUGCUCAACGAGCGGGUGAUGAGCCGGAGUUUGUCCCGGCCCAACUCUCUGAUUGAGCAGGAGAAGCAGCGCAGUCUGGAGAAGCAGCGGCAGGACCUGGCCAACUUGCAGAAGCAGCAGUCGCAGCAUCUGGAGGAAAAGCGCAAGAGGGAGAAGGAGUGGGAAGCACGAGAGAGAGAGCUGGCGGAGCGGGAAGCCCAACUGGUCCAGGGAGAGGAGCAGAUGCAGAGGGACCAACAGGAGCUAGACCGCGAGCGAGAGGAGCUGCGGCAGAAGAAGGGGGCAUACCAGAUCGAUCUGGAGAGGCUCCGGGCCUCCCAGAAACAGCUGGAGAAAGAUCAAGAGCAGCUGAGAAAGGACAACGAGAGGUUACUGCAGAAGCAGAGUGAAUUUGAGGCCAAUCAGAUGUCCCAGCACAACAGACUGAUGAGGAUACCAUCUUUCUUCCCCAACCCCGAGGAGCCUUCUGGACCUUCUGCACCUCCCCCGGCAUGGCAGGGGUCUUUGGACUCGGAACUGACUGUAUCCCCCCCAAAAAACAGCAUCUCUCGGACACACAAAGACAGGGGACCCUUCCACUUACUCAGUGGAACCGGCCAGUCAGGCAAAGCCCCCGAGGGAUCGGGCCAGUCCCCACCCUCUGCCUCCACCCGCCUGUUUGGGUUGGCCAAGCCAAAGGAAAAGAAGGAGAAAAAGAAGAAGAGCAAAGGAAGCCGUUCUCAGCCCCCUGAUUCACUUUCAUCAGAAGCGCCAGCAGAGGGCGAAGAGAUCUUCUGCUGAGAAUCCGUUUCUACCCCCAGAUCUGUAAGGAAAGACCCUCUCGGAAUCUGGGCGGCCCCUUUACCACCUGGCACACGGGUUAUUCCGAGGCGGGGGGUCUUUUCCCUCUCCUCCGGUAUUUCAUUUCCCACCAGUACACCCAAAGCUGGAUUUGAAGACGAUAAAUUCUAGGAUCCCAGGAUUGGGAACGACAAGGGGCAGAGAGCCCAGGGCGGGCUCUGGGCAUGGUUGGCACUUGCUAAGGUCUGAGAGGGAGGGGGUGACCUGCUGAAGGCGAUCCCCACUGCCAACAGGUGCAAUGGUGGUCCUGGGGAGGGUGGCUGUAGAUUGGUCCUAAGUGCUCAGAGGCUGAAAAUGGGUUUCCCAGGGGCAUGAACACUUUUGAUGGUCUGGGGAGCACACCACCAAAAUGAAAAAGCGAAGGUUGGAACUGUAAGGUCCGUAGAUAGGACGUGUAUGUAUGUCCACACCCAUUGUGCUUGGGGUUGUGUGUAGAGAUAGGUGUCUGUGAGAGCAGUACAGAGGGUUCCUGCAGCUGAUUAGUUUAUCUUGGCCCAAAAAGGCAAUACCUGAUGCUGAUCAGGUAGCAUUUAGAUAUGAGAUAUCUCAUCCUUUAGUACCCACAGUUUGGCUGCCCUAUUCUUCCUUUCCCUCUUCCCUCUGACCUUGCAUGCUUCCUUCCUGGCAUAGUGAGUAUUUCUAUUUCACUUUAGGAGGGGGAUUCGUUUUACAGGGAUAAACUCUCUAUUUCUAAGGGUGUUACGUUGGACCGCCCCCUUCUUUCAUGGCUUUAUCGGGCCCCUGAUAAAUUCCAGACGGUUCUCUAAAGGAAGGGGAGAAACCUGAUAUUCGGUUUUCUGAGUCCAGGUGGAGCCCCAACAUUUUACCCGGAGAGAGACUUGGGUUCAAUUAGCCUGUCCCAAACAAGAUGGAGCUCACUGGCUGUCCAAGUUGGAGGCAGAUUUGCUCUUGGGACCGGGAAGAGAACACCUCUGAUCCUUUGUCACCUCCCCUCUUCUCUUCCCAGAACCCCUCAGUUCGAUAAACAGGAACCAGACCCUCUGGCGGUGGCCACCUGCACCAUCACCCAAAGCAGGGGAAGGCAGAGGCCCUGGGCUUCUGAGACUGAGGGGCAGGCCCAGCUGGUUUGACCACUGGUUCAUUGGUGGGGAAGAGCAAGAGCAGAGCACAGGCUGAAAAGUAGCAGCUCUUCCCUGGGAUUUCCCCAGAUUGACCCAGGCUCCCUGAGCUGAUUUUUCAUUGUUAAAUGGAAAUCUAAGGAUCACCCAAUCGACUACCCCCAACCCCCGCCCAAUCUGAAGUGAAUUUACUUGCUAGAUUUUUUUUUUAAAUUUUUGCACUAUGUUUUAAUUUGUAUUUGCUUGAAGCUUAUCACCAGCUGGGAAGCGCAGGACGGUUCAUGGGUGGCAUUUCCCCAAACCAGCAGCAGCAGCAGCAGUAGCAGCAUCUAUAGGUCCAAAAGGCAGUGUACAGUGCACUCCCCCAGGGGAGGGUCAGCUCUUCAAGGGUGGCUCCUUACACAUGUGAUUGCCCUUGAAGGAGCAUGGGGCUUUGGAUCUACUUAGUUGAGUUUUUUUUUUUAACUGUUAUGUGGUGCUUAUUCAUGAAUUGCAAGCUGGCCUUGCAGAUGGAGAUAUUUAUCUUUCUGUUUAUUUGAAAGAGGUCUGGUUAAAAAGAAAAUUUGUUUUAGUUUAGUUUUUAUUUAUUUUGAUUUUGGGGGUUGGGUGGGGUUUAAGGACACACUUGCGCACCCAGGGGUUGGCUCUCUGCCGCCUUGGGGUGGAAUGCGGAGGGCAGAGGGCCUCCCUUGUUUGCCUGGGUCCUACUUAAAAGACUACAACUGGGAAAUGCAAAGCCCAUCACUCAGGGCCAGGCCAAGGAGGCCAGGCGGUUCCCCGAAUAAAAAUGGAGGAAGGGGGUGAGGUUGACUGUGGUCAGGGAAGGGGGACAGGGAGUUCCGUUGCCCGGGAUGAGAAUCUGAGAAACCUGCGUCAUCGCAACCAGUUGUGUUUGUCUGGGUUGACCUGCUGGCCCGCAAAGCUGGAGACAAGUGUGAGGCUGGGAAUCUUUUAUUAGAACCCCUCUUCCCUCAGCAGUUAGCGUUCCCGCUCAGGAUCUGCCCACAGCAUGGGACUCCUGGGCCUCGACACCAACCAAACUGGGAGAAGGUGUCCCUGGCAAGGCUGCAGUUCUCUGCCAAAGUGCCCCUUCUGGACGUGCAAUAUUGAAAUAAAAUGGGGUCUCCUGCUUCUCCUCCUGGGGCCACAGCGACACCUGGGAGAGAGGCAGGAGGGGAAUGACGGGGCCCAGCGCCAGAUCACCCAUGCUGUUCUAAACAGAAACAACUUUUUGCUCUUGGGUGGGAGGCGGAAGGGAGUGAGCAUUGCUGCGCAGUUCGAUUUCACUCGAAGGUUCGCCUCCUUUCCUUUUCCAGCUGUAGUAUUUUAUUUUUAAUUUGUUUUGGAAAUGGGGAGCUGAAAUAAAAGAAUGCUGAAAACCACAUGGGUCAGGCUUUGCCUGGGAGGGUUCAGAAUUGGGGGACCUGGGCAUCCCCUGUGUGGAACCCAGCGUUACUAAGCUUUUUCUGGGACCCCUACUUACAGUGUUAAGGGGAAAGCCGCUUAACAAGGGAUGGGCUACUGCUACUAUGUCUUUGCCACUUAUCCUAUUUAGGAGUGAGCCGAUGGCUGCUCAAGGUUUGAUGUGAUAUGAUAUGUGAUAUGAAAGACGCACAAUUGGAGCUGGUUAUUGUGCCAGGGAGUGGUCGGGGAAGGGGCUCCGUGGUCUGGCUUAUCACCCCACGAAAAGGCCCGGCGUCCAAGCUGCCAUUGUGCCGAGAGUCCUGCUCUGGCCUUCCGUCUCCCCCAAUUUCGCUCUGCGGUCUUGAGGGUCCCACCCCCGGUUCUCCUGCCCAAAACCCAGGAGGUCAACAAAUAACUGUGGUAGCAGUGGAGGAAAAAGAGGUUCCUUGAAUUUAGAACCCCAGGGCCACUUGGCCUCCAGGUGAAAUCCAGUUUCUCACACCUGAAUGAGAAUCAUCUCAGACUUUUGUCACCAUUUGAUGCCACAAGCACUUUAAAAAUCUCUUUGGAUACCUUGAUUAGGAGACAAUCAGAUUUACAUUUCUCCCCUCCACGCCCCACUCUAAAAUUGGAGAGGAUUAGAAAUUGUCAGAGUCCAGGAAGCUAAAUUCGGCAAAUGGCCUUUCUCUUUCCACUCUCUCCCCUCACAGCUCAUGGUGUGUGCUCUGAAGGGAGAAUAAAAGUCUUGAAACCCUUUGCCGUUUGAGCCCAAAGCAAAGGUAGUGUGAAUCAUACCUCUUGCCUGUCACAUCUCAGGGUAAAACCACUGUAGAGAGAGUUAGCAAGGGUGUCUGACCACUUAAAAAAAAGUGUCUUCACUUGAAAGCCUCAUUAAAAGGGUGGGUAUCUUCCUCCUGUCCACCCAACCCCCCCACCCCAUCUUUCCCCACCAGAGUGGCCAACUGAACCCAGGGUGACUCUCCUGAGUUUACCCACCUCUCACGCCAUUUCCAUUCCCCAUUAGGUGAAAAUAACCACUUCCUGCCUUCCUAUCCGGGAGGGCAGAGGAGAGAGGCCAUUCAGUAGCACAAGGAUUUGGAAGAACUGGCUUGGUUCUCCCAAACUGCAGUGAAGCCAGAUUGGCAUUUCCAGAAGACCGGAAGCCAUCCUGCAGCAGAGAGCAGCUUCGAGGCUGGAUCACUGAAAGGAGCAGAAUUGCUUUCAAUCCCAUCCUGGCCGAUGGGAAUAGGAUCCCAGAACCCCAGGGGUUGGUCUUUGGGUGGCAAUGAAAUAGAAGUGAAGAAGAAAUAGCAGGGGUGGGGAGGAGGCCCAUAAUGAUCCCACCACCGUCACCUAAAUUCACCCUUGAAUAUCAUAGGGACAUUGGAGUCUUUGCAGCUUUUAUCUUUUUCCCUCUUAAACGUAGCAUAACAUUCCUCGUUUAACCAGAGCUCUGAAAUUUUCUGCCUGCCGGCCGGGCUUCUACAUUAAUAAAAUAAUUUAAUGCCGCCUUUAAAGAAAACAAAAAAGGAAGAAAAAUAGUUUCCAAAUGCUCAAUGUUCUCGUUUCACUCAUUAAAAUGACAGCCAACUGUCGGGUCGUCCUCUCUCCAUCCAUGAAGCUAAGUUUUAAGGUCGGGCAAACUGAGGUGAGACCAAAGCAUUGCCAGCCACGGAACAAUCACAAAUCUAUCAUCCAGAGUAAACACUGAGUGCUUCAGUGGGUCUCCUACCUCCUCCUGGAAUUUCUGAUUUGUUCCAAGGCUUAUCGGGUACACAGCCCCACGUUCACACCUGCUUCCUUUUGCGCACACAAAUGUAGAUAAAUCCCCCUCCCAAAUCUCUCCCCUCAUCAGUCUUGCUUUCUAAAAGGUGGCACAGCAGUGGGACCCUGGUCAGUCUCAUGGCAGUGAUGAAAUUCUGAUGGAGACUUCUCCAGUUCAGUUUGCCUGUGGUUAAAGUUUAGCUUUGUGGCUUCCCGUGUUUUACUUUUACUAACAUGGAGUGCACUAGCAUUAAAGUCACCAAAUGUUCAGAGGGAUGGUUUUAAUCCAUCAUUACCUCUGCUUUUCAGUUUGUUUUGUUGUUUUGUUUUUAAAUGCCAGUCAGGAACAUUUUUCUUGCUGAAUUAUAUUAAAAAACAAUGGGUUAAACCUGAUUACUGUAUGUUAAUUUGUAAUUAUGUAAAAAGUGAACCAGUUAUAAACUGUAAAGUUUUUCAGUGUGCCUUGGAAAUUUUCUCUGACACACUGACUUUGUAACAAGCUUUUAUUUAUCUUCCUUUCUAGUUAUCAGCUACGAACUCUUGAAAAGCCUUUUCUCCUGUCCCCAACCCCUUCCAUUUUAAAUAAAAUUCCUUUCAAAUCUG